AGAGUUCUUGCAGUAUGAAUAUGAAUUCAAACCAUGCUUCACACACAUUCAUAUUCUGUUGAUAAAUAACAAACAAACACUUUACAAUUCAUGAGAAAUGAAAAAUGACUGUAUUAUGGAUAUUAAUUUUGAUCUUCAGCACCAUGUAUACAGUUCAGAUUGAUAGACACUGGGUAACUGCACAAUCCCCCACUGACCCAUCAGUUUAUCAGCCUGAUAAAGAGCUCAGUGUGAAUAUCGGAGACUCGGCUACUCUGCAGUGUUGUAUUUUAGAAAAAGAAGUUGGAUUGAUGGUCUGGUUUAAGCAACCAAACAGAAAAAAACCUCAGAUUAUAGUAAGAGUAUUUAAAAGUAGUGGAGAAGCGUUUCACAAUGGAUUCCAAAAGUCUCGUUUCCAAAUAGAAAGAUCUUCAAACUGCUGCAAUUUGACCAUUUUAAACAUCAUUCAGUCUGAUGAAGCCAUGUACUACUGUGCACUCACAAGACCCAACAUUGUGUUCGGAGAUGGAACUUAUUUAAAAAUUAAAGGUGAGCAUGUUACUAUUGUAUCAGAAACAUCUAAAACUGCUUUAUGGAAUAAUUCAGUGGUGUGUGAACCAACACCGCAUGGAAACAACACUAACUUGAACACACAACACAAAUCCGCAGAAUCAGAAAAUAUCAGAUCUCUACAUUGGACAGUGAUCAGUUUGGGAACGGCUUUAGGUUUGUGCGCACUUCUGAAUUUCUGUCUUACUUAUUACAUACUGAGGAGAAGAAAACGUGAUAAAAAAAACGCUUCUUUUGAAGAUUCUCCAGGAACAAGGCAGGAAUUUGAAGCUGAAUCACUGAAUUAUGCAGCUUUGCAAUUCUCCAAGAGGAAAGCCAAAGUUGAAAGAAGAAAACCUGGCUCAUCAGAUGAGUGUGUGUACUCCGAUGUGAAGAAAACUGUCAGAUGUACAUAGAUGUUUCAUAACACAAGUGGUACUAUGCCAUUAUACUGCCAGAAGAAUGAAGAUAUCAUGACUAUACACACAAAAUAUAAAUAUAUUCUGUUCAGGAUAUUUUGUUUUAGUGUGUUUUUGUAUGUUUUCCCCAACUACUAUUUAUUUCUAUUUAUUAUUUGUAUGACUGAUUUUGUGGCCUCAUUUGUAUGACUUUGUCUUUUUUCAUAGACACAGUGAAUGCAAAUAAACA
Messenger RNA from Hemibagrus wyckioides, 1176 nucleotides. RefSeq lists its product as uncharacterized. NCBI's taxonomy places the organism in Eukaryota, Metazoa, Chordata, Actinopteri, Siluriformes, Bagridae. Gene Ontology annotation, biological process: response to bacterium. The coding region runs from base 105 to 944 and encodes 279 amino acids. The record is from RefSeq and is a predicted model, not a curated record. The transcript is spliced from 6 exons.